Molecule: messenger RNA, 3127 nt
Organism: Colossoma macropomum (tambaqui)
Lineage: Eukaryota; Metazoa; Chordata; Actinopteri; Characiformes; Serrasalmidae
Gene: gata4
Product: GATA binding protein 4
Exons: 6
Coding region: 100-1266 (388 amino acids)
Biological process (GO): positive regulation of transcription by RNA polymerase II; cell fate commitment; negative regulation of transcription by RNA polymerase II
Cellular component (GO): nucleus
Molecular function (GO): zinc ion binding; DNA-binding transcription factor activity, RNA polymerase II-specific; RNA polymerase II cis-regulatory region sequence-specific DNA binding
Source: RefSeq, a predicted model, not a curated record
UCUGAAGCUCAGUGGGCUCGCCAUGCUCUCGCUGAGGGGCGUUCUGCGCUCUCCCGCACCCUAACGGCAGCAGCUCCCGCUCUCGCGGCCUCGCGCGCCAUGUAUCAGGGUUUAGCCAUGAGCGCGAGCCACCACCACGCCGCUACGUCCUACGAGGCGAGUUUCCUGCCCUCAGCCGCGCCCGCCGCCACGUCGCCGGUGUACGUGCCGAGCCCGCGCGUGCCCGCCAUGCUCCCGGCGCUGCCCUACCUGCAGGCGCACGGGGCUCCCCAGCAUAGCGCCUCCUCCGCGCACUCAGCCUGGGCGCAGGAGCCCGUGCCUUCUUCCUCCUCCACAUCCUCCUCCUACAGCACCGGCGGCUCGGUCAACUCGGCGCACGCGCCGCCCGUCUCCCCGCGCUUCGCCUUCUCCACCAGCCCAGCGCUCGGCUCCGGGGUGGGUGGCGCGCGCGAGAGUCCGGCUGGCAUCCCAGGGAGCGGUGCGCGCGGCCUCGGGGCCUCCUACCACCCGAGUGCCUAUCCCGCGUACGUGAGUCCCGGCAUGGGGGGCACGUGGGCCGCGUCCCACUUCGACAGCUCCGUGCUUCACGGCCUACAGUCCGGAGGCCAGAGCGCCGUCGCCAGACACCCGAACCUGGAGCUGUUUGAUGAUUUUGCAGAGGGUCGUGAGUGUGUAAACUGUGGGGCCAUGUCCACUCCCCUAUGGCGGCGAGACGGGACUGGCCAUUACCUGUGUAAUGCUUGUGGUCUUUAUCACAAGAUGAACGGCAUCAACAGGCCACUGAUCAAACCACAGAGACGACUGUCUGCUUCCAGGAGAGUGGGUUUAUCAUGCACUAAUUGUCACACUACUACCACCACUCUGUGGAGACGAAACGCAGAGGGAGAGCCUGUCUGUAACGCCUGCGGACUCUACAUGAAACUGCACGGGGUUCCUCGCCCUCUUGCUAUGAAGAAAGAAGGGAUUCAGACUCGCAAGCGCAAACCCAAAAACCUCAACAAGUCCAAGCCUGGGACCCCUGGGACUGAAGGCCACACCCCCUCUGGUGCAGCCAGCACCAGUGGCACUACAGCAGAGCCCUGUCCCAUCAAGACUGAGCCAGAGACACCUACUCUCUAUUCCCAUCAUAACAUACGUACUCAGGUCUCUGCUAUUCCAGCAUGGGGAAGCCAGCAUGGGGCAUCAUCCCUGAAACUCUCCCCAGGAGGCCAUGCAGGAACACCCACUUCUAAAAGUGAGCCCUGGAACAGCCUGAUUCUUGCUUAGGCAUCAACUUGACAUCCUAUGGUCAGAUGCUGCACUUUCCGUGAGGACCAGCACAAGGCCUGAGACAUGUCAGACAUGGAGAGCAAAGAGAAACUGUCUGGCAACCAAUCCUCAAAACGACCAAAGACCGCAAAGCUAAAACCAAGCAAACACAACCAUGGGACAGUGGGAGAUACUGUAAAAUGGAUUUCUGAGUUUAUUCUAAGAGAAGCAAGAGAACAGAAAAACUUUUUUUUCAAGGAUUCAAAUCAGUGUCACUAAACAAGCAACAGAACUGAUGAAUGUACUAGAGUGAAAAAUAAAGAAAAUGGCCUGUCAAGGCUAAAGAACCUUGGGAACACACAAUGAAGAUGACCGACACCAGAGACCAAAGACAACAGGAACACAAAAUAUCUUGCAAAAUCUCACAGACUGAUGGAUUUACUCCACUGUAAAGUGCCUUUAAUAUUUAUCAAGAGACAAAUAGACAAGCUAUGUAAGUUUUUACUCUGUUAGCUUUCUAGCAUUUGCCACCAUUUAAACAAUGUUAUACUCUCAACAAAUAUGGCAAAGUGAUAACUUUGCAGGCUGGUAAUGAUUUUUAUUAGUGGCCUCUGACUUCCCUGAUGUUCUACUAAUGAUAACAACUUGGGUGAUUAUGUCUAGCUUUGGUUACUUCACACAAAAAUACACUCCCUGUCCAAGGGUCACCCCUGCCAGGAAUAUGUUGCACAUUAAGAAGAAUCUGGCCUGUCUAGUAAGAGAAAAGCCUCUUAAAGAGGACAUUCAAACACAGGCAAAGCACUCCUUAUAUGGACAAAAGAAGCCCACUCCUAACUGUCUGAAAUAACAGUUUGCCUAAUGACAUAAGGAUGUAUUCUCUUACUGUCACAAACAUAUCCAUGUCGAUAAACAUUAUAUUAGUCCAUACUGUUCCAGCAAAAAACUGUAACUGUGACUGUAACUUCUUUAAUAUAUAGUACUUAAUACACAAAACCAGGCAAGAGGCCCAUCAUGUUCCCAGUCUGAAUUUAAAAAUUACCCACAAAAGCAGUUAAGACCACUACAACUAAAAGAAAACUAUGAGAACUCUAAAGAGGUCCAACAUUCGCAUAGUCCUUUUAACAUUCACAUGAAAUAUCAUGAAUUUUGUAGUUGUCAUUCACGAGUAAACUUACAUAAAAUCAGUCUUGUCAGAAUGAAAUCAAAAUCAAGCCACUUCAAUAAUGAAAACCAAAGAAGAUCUUUAUCACUAAUCUUGAAAGCAAUGUUUAUAAUUAUGCACAAGAAAUUUGUCCCUUUCAAUUGACUGCAUUUAUUGAUUUCUUUUUUUUUCCUCUUAAUUUUGAGGAGAACAUUUACUCUUAAUAUUUAUUGACUUAAUACAGAGUCAAGUCAUUACUUUCUUGUGGCACAGGGUCCUAACUGUGGGUGAAGUCGGUGUAAAGUAGGAUCCCCAUUAUACUUUAAACAGUGUUAGCUUUUUUCUCAUUUGUUUAUGAGGAAAAACAUUCUGCUUGUGUAAUUUUCCAACAGUAUAUGAAUGUGUAUAAAAUAUAUGUAGGCUAUGUAUAGACACCUAACUCCAUUAUAGUGCUUUACUGUGUCGUAGAAAGACACCAUGUGGAUGGAUAAAAAGACCAUGGGGGCUUAAACAUAGGCUACAUUUUUAGUGAACAAGUAAACCAAUAAAGAACCAUGUGACCACACUAAGUGUGAAGGACUAGCAUGAGCUGUGACAGUGACGAUCACAAGCAUUGAAGUAUUUGUGCAGUAAUUGAUUAUUCAAAAACUUUUUAACUAUUUUUCUUUGUUAUUUUGCCUUUGUCAGAAUUGAUGGAAAUACAAAAUAAAUAUUCAUUAAACCCUACAGUGUCAUUAA